This is a messenger RNA of Sturnus vulgaris (Common starling), 2726 nucleotides long. It is a transcript of the gene ME2, whose product is annotated as malic enzyme 2. Gene Ontology annotation, molecular function: malate dehydrogenase (decarboxylating) (NADP+) activity; NAD binding. Lineage: Eukaryota; Metazoa; Chordata; Aves; Passeriformes; Sturnidae. The record is from RefSeq and is a predicted model, not a curated record. Gene Ontology annotation, cellular component: mitochondrion. Gene Ontology annotation, biological process: pyruvate metabolic process; malate metabolic process.
GCUCUCGCUCAGUCGGAACAGGUCCUCGGCCGGCAUCGUUCAGCGGGCAGCAGCCGCAGGAGGAGGUGCUGCAGAGGAGGGCAGGAAGGCAGGAUGCUGUCCCGACUGCGCGCGGCCGCCGUGCCCGGCGCCAUGGCGCGGCGCGGCCUGCACACCAAGGAGAAGGGCAAGCCACUCAUGCUGAACCCUCGCACUAACAAGGGCAUGGCCUUCACGCUGCACGAGCGACAAAUGCUGGGGCUGCAGGGACUCCUGCCUCCCAAAAUUGAGACACAGGACAUCCAAGCCUUACGCUUCCACAAGAACUUGGCAAAAAUGACCGACCCCUUGGAAAAGUACAUCUACAUAAUGGGGAUCCAGGAGAGGAACGAGAAGCUGUUCUACAGGGUGCUGCAGGACGACAUCGAGCGGCUCAUGCCGAUUGUGUACACCCCAACAGUGGGCCUGGCGUGCUCCCAGUACGGACACAUCUUCAGGAGACCAAAAGGAUUAUUUAUUUCCAUCUCGGACAGAGGCCACAUCAGGUCAAUUGUGAACAACUGGCCAGAGAACGACGUUAAGGCUGUUGUCGUCACUGAUGGAGAAAGAAUAUUGGGUCUUGGAGACCUGGGUGUGUACGGGAUGGGAAUUCCAGUGGGAAAACUCUGUUUGUACACAGCCUGUGCAGGGAUACACCCAGAUAAAUGCCUGCCUGUGUGCAUCGACGUUGGCACUGAUAACACAACGCUCCUGAAGGAUCCCUUUUACAUGGGGCUGUACCAGAAGAGGGAUCGCUCGCAGGUGUACGAUGACCUGAUCGAUGAAUUUAUGGAAGCCAUUACGGACAGGUACGGCCAGAACACUCUCAUCCAGUUUGAAGACUUUGGGAACCACAACGCGUUCCGCUUCCUCAGGAAAUACCGGGAGAAGUACUGUACCUUCAACGACGACAUCCAAGGCACAGCCUCGGUGGCCUUGGCAGGACUGCUGGCAGCACAGAAAGCCACCGGGAAGCCACUGACAGACCAGAAAGUGCUGUUCCUUGGAGCUGGAGAGGCCGCCCUGGGAAUUGCAAACCUCAUUGUUAUGGCCAUGAUGGAAAACGGUGUAUCCUAUGAGGAGGCCUCCAGGAGGAUAUGGAUGUUUGACAAGCACGGCUUGCUGGUUCAGGGCCGAGAGCAGAAGGUGGAUUCCCACCAAGAGCCAUUUACACACCAGGCUCCAGAGCACAUACCAAAGACAUUUGUAGAGGCAGUGAAUGUACUUCGGCCUUCAGCUAUCAUCGGAGUUGCUGGGGCGGGGCGUCUGUUCUCCGAGGAUGUGCUCAGAGCCAUGGCCUCCAUCAACGAGCGACCCAUCAUCUUUGCGCUGAGCAACCCCACGGCCAAGGCGGAGUGCACGGCGGAGGAGGCUUACACGCUGACAGAGGGCCGGUGCCUGUUUGCCAGUGGCAGUCCCUUCGAGCUGGUGACUCUGAAGGAUGGAAGAACCUUCAAACCAGGCCAAGGAAACAACGCUUACAUUUUUCCAGGCGUGGCUCUGGCUGUGAUCCUGAGCAGUGUCCGGCACAUCAGCGAUAAGGUUUUCCUGGAGGCUGCCAAGGCAUUGGCAGAGCAGUUGACAGAUGAAGAGCUCGCACAGGGAAGGCUUUAUCCUCCACUGUCCAAUAUCAGGGAAGUUUCUAUUUAUAUUGCUGUCAAGGUGAUGGAGUUCCUGUACGCCAACAACAUGGCCUUCCACUACCCCGAGCCGGCCGACAAGAGCCGCUACAUCCGCUCCAAGGUCUGGACCUACGAGUACGAGUCCUUCAUGCCCGACGUGUACGACUGGCCCGAGUCCAAGGUGCACUGAUGGCACCAGCUCCUCAGGCAGCACCUCCUACUCUGCAGGGAUCCCUUUCUCAGACCAACUUAAAUCAUGAUCUUCGACUCCUCUAAUUUAUUUUGCGCUCCUUCUCGUUGCCUUUUUUGUUGUUGUUGUUGUUUUUCCUCUCCCCACCCCCCGCCCUUACACCCCUGUUUUUUUCACCUGAUUUCUCCCAAGUACCUGAUGAACUGUUAGGAUGAUGGCGUCUGCCACAGGGAUGAGAGAGCCCUCCAAAAUUAAUUUAAAUAAUUGCAUUUCUAGCUUAGAGCCAGCACCACACCGAAGAAUUCCAUUAAUGAUAUUUUAGCUGCCCGCCUUUGAUGGUGAACCAGAGCUCUCUCAUCACUGCUGAUGUCCAGAAUGAUUAAUUUCUGCCUUUAAAUAAUCAGUCUUCUAAUUGUCCUGGUGUUGUCACACUGCAUUAGCCGUGACAUCAGGGGCUACCACUUGCCAUAAAGAAACAAAAGGGCAGUUAAAGACAACUUCAAGAGUCUAACGGGGCCUUGUGUUCCAUUUCAUGUUUGAAGAUGCCCACGUCUCCAGACAUCCUUGGGGCAUUGGCUGCUGUUCCCUUGAGGGGCAGCGAGAUGUACACGUGUGGAGUCUGCAGCAAAGUUUGCGGUUUUGUUUCCAUUACUCCGUGAAAUCUGUUCUCAGGAAAAAUGUGAACUAGUUCAAAUUGUCCUUGGGAAGCCUGAAAAUAACACUAAUCACUUAGUAGCUUUAAAAAACAAAGCUGUGCUGUCACAGAAUAAAUUUUACUGGGUAGAGGUAGGACCCGAAGUAAUUUAUGGAAAUCUUUAAGGAUUUCACAAGGAGUUCUUGCGCAAUGGAGUGCAAGACAAUACACCAAAGGAUUUUAAUUUAAUUUUUUAAUUUUU